CCGCCCCCGGGCGCGCCCGCCUCGGCGGCGCGGGAGGAGGAGGCGGCGGCGCGGAGCAGCGGCGGCGCCCGGGCGGGGAUGGCGUCUCCGGGAGCGCUGGAACCGGCGGCCGGCAGCGUGCCGGGUACCAAGGUGGAGCUCACCGUGUCCUGCCGGAACCUGCUGGACAUGGACACCUUCUCCAAGUCUGACCCAGUGGUGGUCCUCUUCGUGCAGGGCUCAGGCAGCAGCGAGUGGAAGGAGUUUGGGCGCACUGAGGUCAUUGACAACACCCUGAACCCCGACUUCGUGCGCAAGUUUGUGCUCGACUACUACUUUGAGGAGAAGCAAAACCUCCGCUUCGAUGUCUACAACGUGGACUCCAAGAGCUGCUCCAUCUUAAAGCAGGACUUCCUGGGCCAGGCAUUUGUGGCACUGGGAGAGGUGAUCGGGUCCCAGCGGGGCCGCCUGGAGAGAGCCCUCACGGGUGUCCCAGGGAAGCGCUGUGGGACCAUCCUGCUGCUGGCUGAGGAGCUGAGCAACUGCCGGGACAUCGUCACCAUGCAGCUCUGCGCCAACAAGCUGGACAAGAAGGACUUCUUUGGGAAAUCCGACCCCUUCCUCGUCUUCUACCGCAGCAACGAGGACGGCACCUUCACCAUCUGCCAUAAGACAGAGGUGGUGAAGAACACGCUCAACCCGGUGUGGCAGCCUUUCACCAUCCCCGUGCGUGCCCUCUGCAAUGGCGACUAUGACCGGACGGUGAAGAUCGAUGUGUAUGACUGGGACCGGGACGGGAGCCAUGACUUCAUUGGGGAGUUUGCCACCAGCUACCGGGAGCUGUCCCGAGCACAGAGCCAGUUCACAGUGUACGAGGUGCUGAACCCCAGGAAGAAGUGCAAGAAGAAGAAAUACGUGAACUCGGGCACCGUGACGCUGCUCUCCUUCUCCGUCGAGUCCGAGUUCACCUUCGUUGACUACAUCCGGGGCGGGACGCAGCUGAAUUUCACCGUCGCCAUCGACUUCACGGCCUCCAACGGGAUGCCAUCACAUCCCACCUCGCUGCACUACGCGAGCCCCUACCAGCUGAGUGCCUAUGCGCUGGCACUGAAGGCGGUGGGGGAGAUCAUCCAGGACUACGACAGCGACAAGCUCUUCCCUGCCUAUGGCUUCGGUGCCAAAAUCCCACCCGACGGCAAGAUCUCCCACCAGUUCCCAUUGAACAACAACAUGGACAACCCAAGCUGUGCCGGGAUUGAGGGCGUGCUGGAGUCCUACCUGCAGAGCCUGCGCACAGUCCAGCUCUAUGGUCCCACCAACUUCGCCCCGGUCAUCAACCAGGUUGCUGGGACGGCUGCUCAAGUGACUGAUGGCUCGCAGUACCACGUCCUCCUCAUCAUCACUGAUGGUGUCAUCUCCGACAUGCUGCAGACCAAGGAAGCCAUCGUCACCGCUUCUGCAUUGCCCAUGUCCAUCAUCAUAGUGGGAGUGGGGCCGGCUGAGUUUGAGGCCAUGGAGGAGCUGGAUGGUGAUGAAGUCCGGGUGUCUUCCCGAGGACGAUACGCCGAGAGGGACAUUGUACAGUUUGUGCCAUUUCGGGAUUACGUGGAUGACUCUGGGAACCAAGUGCUGAGCAUGGCCCGUUUGGCCAAGGAUGUGCUGGCUGAGAUCCCUGAGCAGCUCCUGUCCUAUAUGAAGACCCGUGACAUCAAGCCUCGCCGGGCAGACCCCCAAUAGCUGCUUCAUGUGCCAUACAGGGACCAGGACAUGUGUCACCUCCUUCCGAUGGUGGCCAGGGCUUAGCCAUGGAGAUGUGCCCCCCACAAGGGCGAUAAUCAGCUGGUGAAUGGGGCUGAGACCCCCAUCUUCUGGCCAAUGUGGGGCUGGAUAGCCCCAGUACAAAGCGAUGCCGUGGCACAUCGGGGAUGGCUUGGACUGCACCAUCCCUUGUCAGUGCAGGCAGCACCCGUGCCAGGGCCCGGUUGGU
Molecule: messenger RNA, 1966 nt
Organism: Neopsephotus bourkii (Bourke's parrot)
Lineage: Eukaryota; Metazoa; Chordata; Aves; Psittaciformes; Psittacidae
Gene: CPNE9
Product: copine family member 9
Exons: 20
Coding region: 79-1716 (545 amino acids)
Biological process (GO): cellular response to calcium ion
Cellular component (GO): plasma membrane
Molecular function (GO): calcium-dependent phospholipid binding
Source: RefSeq, a predicted model, not a curated record